Molecule: messenger RNA, 885 nt
Organism: Durotheca rogersii
Lineage: Eukaryota; Fungi; Ascomycota; Sordariomycetes; Xylariales; Xylariaceae
Exons: 1
Coding region: 149-706 (185 amino acids)
Source: RefSeq, a predicted model, not a curated record
GUAGGGUGGACGACCUCUCCUAUCGCUUUCGACGAGAGUUCCAUGUUUCUCUUCUUUCCCGCGAAAUCGACGUUGCUCUCGAAGGUCUGGACGGGCUCGGACGUUCGCGGGAGAGGGCGUCUGGGGUGAGGUGGGCGGCACGCGUACGAUGGCUGCGGAGAGGUGCGAAUCGAGGCGAUCCCGAGCUGCGUGGGUUCAGCGAUGCAGAGACCGUGCCCAAAGCUGCCCAAAGAGAACGAACAGGCUUGCUCGAGCUGGCGCGGCUGUAUUGGUAUGGAGGAAAGGGCCACUUGACACUCUUCAAGCGGGCCGUAGCACGAGCCAUAUCCCCUUGAUUUUCGUCUGGAUUUCCUCGAUCCGAACCCGCCAGGGUGUCGAGGUACCGACCGGUACCCCGUUGCUAGACCUGUACAUGCGUGUAUGCAUGUAUGUAUCUCUACCUGGGAAGGGGCCGUGGUUAGAGGCGGCAGAGCGUGAGGAAGGAGGUAGGUACCCGACGGGCGCAGGCACGAUAAGACGACACAGCGGCGGCGCGCGAGACGCACAUGGCGGCACCGCUGCCUCGAAGGGAGUACCUGGUUCUUCGCCCUGCUGGGUCGGCGAGCGGGAAGCCGAGAGUCGCACGACGCUCCUCCGCGGGCAUCUCGUCGACAUCCUGGGGGUCACUUCGCCACCGGGGAGAACUAGGACUUACAGAGAGGCGUGACCGUGGGAGAUGUCCAAUACGACCCGACCUGCUAUUUCGGCAACUGCUGGACUGCCCAAAUGCGCCCCGGGCGGAGGUAGACGCGACGCUCGUGGCGGUCAUGGGCGACCUGGCGGGUAAUUUUAGCGACGGAGCAGGCCCAGCUAGUGCUUCUCUUCCGCCGUAUUUAGUCUCUCCCC